CUAAGAUGGCGGCGGCCGGUUUAGCGGGUCGCCUCGCCGGCCGGCGCCUUCUAUGGACCAGGCUGAGCCCCCUCCACGCGCGGCGCUCCGUGAAGCGGUUUGUAUGUCUUGGGAGAAGCAAAUGCACAGCUACCAAAGAAGUACUCCAAGUUGCUGUAAAUGUUCCUGAGACAAAGUUAUCAUGCCUGGAAAAUGGCUUAAGAGUCUCUUCUGAAGAUUCUGGACUUUCUACAUGCACAGUGGGACUUUGGAUUGACGCAGGAAGCAGAUAUGAGAAUGAGAAAAACAAUGGAACAGCCCACUUCCUGGAGCACAUGGCUUUUAAGGGAACAAAAAAGAGAUCUCAAUUGGACCUAGAGCUUGAAAUUGAAAACAUGGGAGCUCACCUGAAUGCAUAUACUUCAAGAGAACAAACUGUCUAUUAUGCGAAGGCUUUCUCAAAAGACUUGCCAAGAGCUGUGGAGAUUCUUGCUGACAUCAUACAGAACAGCACGCUUGGGGAGGCAGAGAUUGAGCGGGAGCGUGGUGUGAUCCUUCGAGAGAUGCAGGAAGUUGAGACCAAUUUGCAGGAAGUCGUCUUUGAUUACCUACAUGCCACAGCCUAUCGAGAGACCGCACUAGGACGGACUAUUUUAGGACCCACAGAAAAUAUCAAGUCCAUAACCCGUAAUGAUUUGGUGGAAUAUAUAACAACACAUUACAAAGGACCUAGGAUGGUAUUGGCUGCUGCUGGAGGAGUCCCUCAUGAUGAGUUGCUUGAUUUAGCAAAGUAUCACUUUGGUAACUUACCGUCUACGGUGAAAGAAGGUGCACCAGCCCUACCCCCCUGCCGGUUCACGGGCAGUGAAAUUCGAGUGCGGGAUGAUAAGAUGCCCUUGGCGCACAUUGCAAUAGCUGUUGAGGCUGCUGGCUGGAGCCACCCAGACACCAUUCCUCUCAUGGUGGCAAAUACACUGAUAGGCAACUGGGACCGGUCCUUUGGAGGUGGUGUGAAUCUGUCCAGUAAGCUUGCUCAAGUUGCAUGUCAUGGCAACCUUUGCCAUAGUUUCCAGUCCUUCAACACUUGUUACACUGAUACUGGGCUGUGGGGUGUCUACAUGGUUUGUGAGGCAACCACCAUAGAAGAGAUGACGCACUUUGUUCAGAGAGAAUGGGUAAGGUUGUGCACUAGCAUUACUGACAGUGAAGUUGCCCGUGCCAGGAAUCUUCUGAAAACUAACAUGCUGUUACAGCUGGAUGGUUCCACUCCCAUUUGUGAAGACAUCGGACGACAAAUGCUGUGUUACAAUCGCCGAAUCCCAAUUCCUGAACUUGAAGCAAGAAUUGAAGCAAUUGAUGCUGAAACAAUCAGGGAUGUUUGCACAAAGUAUAUCUAUGACAAGUGUCCUGCUGUUGCUGCUGUGGGGCCGCUGGAACAGCUCCCCGAUUACAACCGACUCUGCAGCGGCAUGUACUGGCUUCGAGUUUAACAGGACAGUCUUUAUAAAGCUUUCUUACGGACAGAAGGGACAUUUAAAUAGAGACUGCUACACAGCUCUAGAGACUGGAAAUUGGUAUUUCGUCUACUAAAACACAUGUCUUAUGUAUAGCAAGCCCAAACAAGCACUGAGAAAGAGGAAGGAGACAAGUCUUUUUUAAAAAGUACAAAACUCAUUCAGCAUAUCAUAUUUUGUCUUCAGUUGAUAAUAGCUGCACCAGUCCUAAUGAAUCUCCAAAUAAAUUCAAGUCUAUCAACUUGAAACUGUAUGGCUGUUUGAAGAACAAAAAUACUCCAUGUGUUGUAUUUGCAUUUUUAUUAUAAAACAAAACACAUUUAAGAUUGUCA
Messenger RNA from Eublepharis macularius, 1825 nucleotides. It is a transcript of the gene PMPCB, whose product is annotated as peptidase, mitochondrial processing subunit beta. The coding region runs from base 6 to 1469 and encodes 487 amino acids. The transcript is spliced from 13 exons. The record is from RefSeq and is a predicted model, not a curated record. Gene Ontology annotation, molecular function: metalloendopeptidase activity; metal ion binding. Gene Ontology annotation, cellular component: mitochondrion. NCBI's taxonomy places the organism in Eukaryota, Metazoa, Chordata, Lepidosauria, Squamata, Eublepharidae.